UCUAUUACAUUUAUUGAGGAUGGUUUUCAUAGUCCACCAACGCUGCGUGAGACACCUUGCGAGUCAAGUUCAUCUCCAAAUAGAGCGGAAUUCCCGACUUCUGCUUCACACCUCUUGUGUCAGAUACAAUUCCUCACAGCAGGGUGAUAGAAAAAUAGCAGAGAAGAAGCAGAGUUCAUCAGAUCACAGUGUUUCAGUGUUUGAGCGCCUGAACAAGGAAGAUACUAAGGCAGUUACUGUCACCCAGAAAGUGGUAGAAAACGCUAAGACUUCAGUGAACUUGUUUGUGAUUAUAGGAGGUUGCGGUAUAGUGCUUUAUCUUGCUUACAUGGUCCUGUCUGAAUUCUUCUCUAACGUGUCACCUUCAUCUGUAUUCAAGAUGGCAAUGAAGAAGAUAAUGAAGGACGAGAGAACGUCAUUGAUAUUGGGAGACAAGAUAAAGGGGUACGGAGAUCCAAAUAGCAGAACUAGGAAACGUCUCGAGCAUCAGCCGUACAUGGUGGCAGAUGUUGACUAUCUGAGGGUUAUAUUCCACGUAGAGGGAACCAAGAGAUCUGGAGUGGUUUCCUGCGAUCUUAAGAAGUCUAAAAACGGAUGGAAGACUAGGUACAUAAUAAUAAAACUGGACGGGUUUCCCCCCGGUAAGAUAACGAUAGAAGAUAACAGACACGAGACAGACGCGGAGGAUUUACCUGAUAUUGAUUACAGCGAUGUAGCCUUCUCCGAGGAGAAUGAGUAA
Bolinopsis microptera is the source of this 739-nucleotide messenger RNA. RefSeq lists its product as uncharacterized. Gene Ontology annotation, biological process: protein import into mitochondrial matrix. Bases 20 to 739 code for a protein of 239 amino acids. Gene Ontology annotation, cellular component: TIM23 mitochondrial import inner membrane translocase complex. The record is from RefSeq and is a predicted model, not a curated record. The transcript is spliced from 7 exons. Lineage: Eukaryota; Metazoa; Ctenophora; Tentaculata; Lobata; Bolinopsidae.